GAAUUGUUUCAACUCGCACAGUUUGCCAAAUAAUAGUCGUGUUUCAGAGACAAAUAAUGUGUUCGAUUUAUUGAACUAUAUUUUGGGACAUUUUGAAAUCAAGAGAACUGUGUCCUACUAGGUUCCAUAUUUCAAUCAUCAGAUAAUGUUAACAGGUUAAAAUAGACUUCUAUUAUGAAAUAAUGCCUCAAUUUAAAAGCAAGUGCGGUAGCAUACCACACAGAUGCUGAUAGCAGACACAACUUUUGGUAUCGUGGAAUUCUUAUUGGGUUUCUUUUGCUGACUUGAACUUCUCCAAGAUUUGCAUCAACCAAUUUUCUACAAUAUUCCAUUCCCUUGGAUAUUGCUUGGACCCCGGCAUACGUGCUUUCGAAUGAAUUCUCUCUUUAUUUAAAAAUGGCGACAAUUUUUUACGAAUGCAUGAGUGGAAUAUUCAGUUCCUCAUGUUAUUUUGUGAUCUAUGGAUUUUUGGUUUACGUCACAAUUCCGCUGAUUUUCAAGAUUUAUCCAAAAAUCGUCUUUGAAGGAUUAUUUCUCAACAGAGUCUGCCCACCUGUAUGGUUACUGAAGCUGAACAAACCAGACAAAGCCUACAAUCUUAAAGAGAGCAAGAACUGCUAUGUGAAGUCUUCGAGUGGAAGUACUUUAGGCGUUUGGCAUAUUCCGCCAGUCACUCAGUACGAUACUCCAGAGGUCAAAUCAGGGUCAUUACAAGACGCUGAGAAAAUCAUCAUUUAUUGCCAUGGCAACUCGUUUCAUCGUGGUUUCAAGCAUCGAAGAGAUUUAUAUUCAGAGCUGCAGAAAUCAGGAUUCCACAUCAUAGCUUUUGACUACAGUGGAUUUGCGGACUCUACCGGUCAGCCGAGCCCAAGAGUCGUGGAGGAUGCAAUUAGCGUGUAUAAGUGGACGGUCAAGCAGCUCCAGAAAGAAGAUGUGACAAUCGUGCUUUGGGGUCAUUCACUCGGCACUUACAUCAGCACGAGGGCGCUAUCGCUCAUGUACGACCAGAAAGAUGGCACUCGACUCCCUGACUGUCUGAUACUUGAAGCUCCGUUCACGAAUACAUAUGAUGCCGCAGACUGCUUCCCACUAUCUAAGUAUUUCUAUCUGCUCUAUCCCUUCAUGAGGUCUCAAGUUCACAAGAAUAUCAAACAAUAUGACGUAGAGCUCAGGACGGAGAAGUAUCUGCCGACAAUAAAGGCUCCUGUUAUGAUCCUACAUGCUAAAGAUGAUCAGAGAAUCGACAUUCAUCUCGGUGAGACUCUGUACAAAAAGACGACCUCUGACCCCAUGACAAAAUCUCCUUACAUUCGUUUCAUUCGAAUGCACGAAGAUUACGGAGUGAAGCAUUACACUGCUAAGCAUCCUGAGAUAAGGCAGUUAGUGCAUGAUUUCAUGGCUGAGGUAGCAAAGGUGAAAGGUGAUCAGGAACAAGGAAGUAAAAAUAGAUUUGAAUUGAUAGAUAUUUAA
This is a messenger RNA of Styela clava, 1470 nucleotides long. The record is from RefSeq and is a predicted model, not a curated record. Lineage: Eukaryota; Metazoa; Chordata; Ascidiacea; Stolidobranchia; Styelidae.